AUGAUCGCGGAGGCGGGACUGCCACGCACGGCGGUGGUGGGCGUCCUCGGUGGCGGACAGCUGGGCAAGAUGCUCGCGCUGGAGGCGGCUAAGAUGGGCGUGACACUCAAGGUGCUCGACCCCACGCCUGCCUGCCCCGCCUCAGUGGUGGCGCAGCAGACUGUGGGCAGCUUUCGUGAUUUUGAAGCAGUUGAAAAGUUCGCCGAGGGCUGCGAUGUGCUGACUGUGGAGAUUGAGCACAUCGAUGCAGACGCCAUGCAGGCGGUGGCGGAGCAGUCGGGCGUGGAGGUGGAGCCCACGCCACAGACGCUGCGCACCAUCCAGGACAAGUUCAGGCAGAAGCAGCACUUUGAGGCGGUGGGGGUGCCGCUGCCCGACUUCCGGGAGAUCAAGUGCAGCAAGUGUGCAGAGGGGGCUGGGCGCGCCUUCGGCUACCCCUACAUGCUCAAGUGCAAGAGGCUGGCGUACGACGGACGCGGCAAUGCGGUGGUGGAGUCUGAGGAGGGCAUUGCAGCGGCGGUGGCCUCCCUGGGUGGCUACGAGGCGGGGCUGUAUGCCGAGAAGUGGGUGCCCUUUGUGUGUGAGUUGGCAGUGAUGGUGGUGCGGUCGCGGGAUGGCAGCCUGGCCUCUUUCCCCGUCGUCCAGACCAUCCACAAGAACAGCAUUUGCUGGACGACAGAGACGCCGGCCAGGGUGCCCGCCGCCGCUCAGCGCCGUGCCAAGGAGGUGGCGGAGCAGGCCAUCGGCGCGCUGGAAGGGGCGGGCGUGUUUGGCGUGGAGACGUUUUUGCUGCCCGACGGCAGCGUGCUUCUGAAUGAGGUGGCACCCCGGCCGCACAACAGCGGGCACUACACGAUUGAGGCAUGCGCCAGCAGCCAGUACGAGGCGCACCUGCGCGCGGUGCUGGGCUGGCCGGCGGGCGACACGGGGCUGCGGGUGGGCGCCUCGCUCAUGCUCAACAUCCUGGGGGAGGCGGACGGGGAGGAGGGGGAGCGUGCUGCGCACCAGCUCAUGGGGCGCGCGUUCAAGGUGCCCGGCGCCAGCGUGCACUGGUACGGCAAGGCGGGCGUGGCGCCACAGCGCAAGAUUGGCCACAUCACAAUCGUGGGCAGGGACAACGAGGAGUGCCGCCGCCGCCUGCGCGCCAUCGACGAGAGUGACGGCGGCCCCUCUGUGGGGAUCAUCAUGGGCUCAGACUCCGACCUGCCCACCAUGAAGGCGGCGGCUGAGGUGCUGGAGGAGUUUGGCGUGGCCUGCGAGGUCACUGUGGUGUCGGCACACAGGACCCCUGAGCGCAUGUAUGAGUAUGCCCGCACCGCCCACCAGCGCGGCAUGCUCGCCAUCAUCGCCGGCGCCGGCGGUGCUGCACACUUGCCCGGCAUGGUGGCUGCGAUGACGCCGCUCCCCGUCAUCGGCGUGCCCGUCAAGCCCGCGGGCGCACACCUGGACGGCCUGGACGCCCUGCUGAGCAUCGUGCAGAUGCCCAAGGGAGUGCCGGUGGCCACGGUGGCCAUUGGCAACGCCGCCAACGCGGGCCUGCUGGCAGUGCGCAUCCUGGCGGCUGCCGACCCGCCGCUGCAGCAGAAGAUGCUGGACUACCAGGGGGGAAUGACGCAGACGGUGCUGGGCAAGGCGGCACGGCUGGAGGAUAAAGGAUGGCAGGAGUACUGA
Molecule: messenger RNA, 1671 nt
Organism: Chlorella variabilis
Lineage: Eukaryota; Viridiplantae; Chlorophyta; Trebouxiophyceae; Chlorellales; Chlorellaceae
Exons: 7
Coding region: 1-1671 (556 amino acids)
Biological process (GO): 'de novo' IMP biosynthetic process
Molecular function (GO): ATP binding; phosphoribosylaminoimidazole carboxylase activity; metal ion binding
Source: RefSeq, a predicted model, not a curated record